Molecule: messenger RNA, 2258 nt
Organism: Syngnathus typhle (broad-nosed pipefish)
Lineage: Eukaryota; Metazoa; Chordata; Actinopteri; Syngnathiformes; Syngnathidae
Product: cleavage and polyadenylation specificity factor subunit 3
Exons: 18
Coding region: 147-2240 (697 amino acids)
Biological process (GO): mRNA 3'-end processing by stem-loop binding and cleavage
Cellular component (GO): mRNA cleavage and polyadenylation specificity factor complex
Molecular function (GO): RNA endonuclease activity; 5'-3' exonuclease activity; RNA binding
Source: RefSeq, a predicted model, not a curated record
GUUCUUAUCGACGGUGUUUUGAGGGAAGACCUGAAGUGUCCCGUUUUGCAAGGGACCGCCUCCUCCUCAUUCAUUUUCAAAACAGUGCGCGAUGAUCGGAUUGUGAUAUUUAUUAAUUUUAUUUUACUCUGUGAUUUUCGGCAACUAUGGCUUCAAAACGCAAAGUGGAGAUUGCCGUUCCGGCAGAGGAGAGUGAUCAGCUUCAUAUUCGUCCGCUGGGUGCUGGGCAGGAGGUUGGGAGGUCUUGUAUUAUACUGGAAUUCAAAGGGAGAAAAAUUAUGCUGGACUGUGGUAUCCAUCCUGGCUUGGAGGGAAUGGAUGCCCUCCCUUAUAUAGACUUGAUCGACCCAGCGGAGAUUGACCUGCUGCUCAUCAGCCAUUUCCACCUUGAUCACUGCGGGGCUCUGCCUUGGUUCCUCCAGAAGACCAGCUUCAAAGGCAGAACCUUCAUGACCCACGCCACCAAGGCCAUCUACCGAUGGCUCCUGUCAGACUACGUCAAAGUCAGCAACAUUUCUGCAGACGACAUGCUAUACACCGAGACGGACCUGGAGGAGAGCAUGGAUAAGAUUGAGACCAUUAACUUCCAUGAGGUCAAGGAGGUGGCGGGGAUCAAGUUCUGGUGCUACCAUGCCGGCCAUGUGCUGGGAGCUGCCAUGUUUAUGAUUGAAAUAGCCGGAGUCAAGCUGCUGUACACAGGCGACUUCUCACGACAGGAAGACAGGCACCUCAUGGCGGCCGAGAUCCCUAGCGUCAAACCGGACAUUUUAAUCAUUGAGUCCACCUACGGCACGCACAUCCACGAGAAGCGCGAAGAGCGCGAGGCUCGCUUUUGCAACACGGUGCACGACAUCGUCAACAGGGAGGGCCGCUGUCUGAUCCCUGUGUUCGCUUUGGGCCGAGCUCAGGAACUGCUGCUCAUACUGGACGAGUAUUGGCAGAACCAUCCGGAGCUCCACGAUAUCCCCAUCUACUACGCCUCGUCCCUAGCAAAGAAGUGCAUGGCCGUGUACCAGACUUACGUCAACGCCAUGAACGACAAGAUCCGCAAGGCCAUCAACAUAAACAACCCUUUUGUCUUCAAGCACAUUAGCAACCUCAAGAGCAUGGACCACUUUGACGACAUCGGUCCCAGUGUGGUGAUGGCGUCCCCGGGCAUGAUGCAGAGCGGCCUUUCCAGGGAGCUCUUCGAAAGUUGGUGCACAGACAAGAGGAACGGCGUUAUCAUCGCUGGAUACUGUGUGGAGGGAACACUGGCAAAGCACAUCAUGUCCGAGCCGGAGGAGAUCACCACCAUGUCGGGACAGAAGCUGCAGCUGAAGAUGUCAGUGGACUACAUCUCCUUCUCGGCCCAUACGGACUACCAGCAGACCAGCGAGUUCAUCCGUGCUCUCAAACCUCCACAUGUGAUCUUGGUCCACGGCGAGCAGAACGAGAUGGCCCGCCUGAAAGCGGCGCUUAUCCGAGAGUACGAGGACAACGAGCAGGUUCACAUCGAAGUUCACAACCCUCGCAACACAGAGUCCGUCACCCUCAACUUCAGGGGAGAAAAACUGGCCAAGGUGAUGGGCUCUCUGGCAGAUCAGAAAUGCGUUCAGGGUCAGAGAGUGUCGGGCAUUCUGGUGAAGAAGAACUUCAACUACCACAUCCUCAAUCCCUCUGACCUUUCACUGUACACAGAGCUGUCCAUGAGCACAGUAAAGCAAACCCAGGCCAUCCCCUUCACCGGACCCUACUCGCUGCUCGUCUGCCACCUUAGGAACCUUACAGGUGAUGUAGAAGAGCUCGACGGCACCGAGAAGAAAACCCUGAGGAUCUUCCAAAGUAUCACUCUGAUCCAUGAAAUUGGCAUGGUUCUGCUUGAGUGGAUCGCCAACCCUCUUAACGACAUGUACGCCGACGCCAUCACCACUGUGGUGCUGGAGGUCCAGUCCAAUCCGAAGGCUCAGAAAGUCAUGGAAAGCCAGAGUUCCAUUUUGGACAUGGACAUCUUUCAAAGUCGACUUGAAGUCAUGUUACAGGACAUGUUUGGACAAGACUGCGUGGACAUCAGCGACGGUCAAAACAUCUCGGUGACCGUCGACGGCAAGACGGUGAACAUUUGCUUGGAAACACGGUCGGUGAGCUACGAGGACGAGGACACAGAAGACGAUUCCUUGAGGGAGCUGGUGGAGCAAGCAGUGCAGCGCCUAUUUGAUGCCCUCAACCCCAUCACAUCAAUCAUGCCAUCACUUAAGUGAUGCAUAUUUUUAUGUCCU